Molecule: messenger RNA, 588 nt
Organism: Penicillium waksmanii
Lineage: Eukaryota; Fungi; Ascomycota; Eurotiomycetes; Eurotiales; Aspergillaceae
Product: HCNGP domain-containing protein
Exons: 4
Coding region: 1-588 (195 amino acids)
Biological process (GO): regulation of DNA-templated transcription
Cellular component (GO): nucleus
Source: RefSeq, a predicted model, not a curated record
AUGCUCAAUCUCGGUGCAUAUGACAGCAGUAGCGAGGAAGAAGAUACACAAGCACCCCUCCAAUCGAAGAAGACUACAAAUGAACCGCCCAUUGCACCCACGCAGAUCGACCAAGCAGACAAAGCCCAACAGACUGGAUUGAAUGCGCAACAGCAGAAACAGCAACCUAUCCCCGAAAGCGAACCUCCAAGUGGCCCCUUUCUCGGUCCUGCAUCAGGCCCAGCACCACCACCACCCCUCGACAGCGCGGAAUCACCAGGUGACCAGCCCUCCGCCAAUGCCAAGUUCGAGCACUUUCUCUCCCUCAAGAAACAAGGCGUCCACUUCAAUUCGAAACUAGCCAGCUCUUCUUCUCUCAAGAACCCCAGCCUGCUAAAGAAAAUGAUGGAGCAUGCUGGCCUCAACGAACAAUCGCAAUAUAACACAUCUCUAUCAACGGAAUUGUGGGAUCCUUCCAGUCUACCCCAGUGGGGGUUUAAGGAAGAACUUCUCAGAGCGCAGCAAGAUGCUCGUCAGAAACUAGAGGAGAAGAAUGCUUCCGGCCAAAGGUCUGCGGUUGAAUUUGUAUCUGGCUCGGGCGCCAAAUGA